Molecule: messenger RNA, 3935 nt
Organism: Aricia agestis (brown argus)
Lineage: Eukaryota; Metazoa; Arthropoda; Insecta; Lepidoptera; Lycaenidae
Gene: Syti
Product: synaptotagmin 1
Exons: 12
Coding region: 403-1695 (430 amino acids)
Biological process (GO): regulation of calcium ion-dependent exocytosis; calcium ion-regulated exocytosis of neurotransmitter; cellular response to calcium ion
Cellular component (GO): dense core granule; synaptic vesicle membrane; axon
Molecular function (GO): phosphatidylserine binding; calcium ion binding; calcium-dependent phospholipid binding
Source: RefSeq, a predicted model, not a curated record
CGACUAUCGCGUGUCUUGCAAACACUGGCAUUGGAAUAGGAAUUUGCAGUUUAUACAAAAAAUUAUUUCAUAAUAUUAUUAAUUAAAGCUGAGCCGGAUCGGCCGGUGUCGGCCGGUGUCGGCUAGUGUCGGCGUCGUCGGCCGGCGUCGUCGGCGCGGUCGGCGAGUGACGCAAACGUCGGCGAGCGACUGAGGCGGGCAGCUCUCGGGCGCGCAGCGGCAUCGAUCGCGUGCGCGCGCAGCCUCCUCAAUCCAGCUUCUGCACAGACGGAGGCCUCCAUUCCGAUAUUAAAUACGACAGAAAUGAAACAAACCCGAUCUAAGUGACCGCCUGGGAAUCAGUGAUCGCAUCCAGCAGCCAGCAGGUCAGUGCCGGGCGUCACCGCCCACGAUCUAGCCAGCAUGUCGCCCGUGUUGCCGCAGCUGCGAUGGCGCCGCGACGCCGACGCCAGCACCGAGAAACCCGCCAGCUCCACGAUGGCCGCCUCCGCCGCGCCCACAGCGUCGUCGACCGCAAGUUCGGGCUCGACGGAGGCGCCGAUCACCACCACGACGGAGUCGCUCAGCGAGAAGACCGCCGAGUUAGCCCACAAGAUGAACCUGGAGACGUGGCAGCUCGUCGCCAUACUCGUCGGAGUGGGUGUGGUGGUGCUGGGAGUGUGCUUCUGCUGUAUCAGACGAUGUUUCCGCAAACGACGCUCCAAGGAUGGCAAGAAAGGAAUGAAAGGUGUCGACUUCAAGUCCGUCCAACUGCUGGGGUCGGCGUACAAAGAAAAGGUUCAGCCGGACAUGGAGGAGCUGACCGAGAACGCUGAGGAGCCGGACGACGGCGAGGAGAAAAAAGAGGAGCAGAAAUUAGGGAAGCUCCAAUACAAGCUGGAGUAUGACUUUAACAGUAACAGUCUAUCGGUGACCGUCAUCCAAGCCGAGGAGCUCCCGGCACUGGACAUGGGCGGGACCUCCGACCCCUACGUCAAGGUCUACCUUUUGCCCGACAAGAAGAAGAAGUUCGAAACCAAAGUGCAUCGAAAGACGCUCAGUCCCGUUUUCAACGAAACCUUCGUAUUUAAGAGCGUGCCGUACGCCGAUGCGAUGAACAAAACCCUCGUGUUCGCUAUCUUCGAUUUCGAUCGGUUCUCGAAGCACGACCAGAUCGGCGAGGUGAAGGUACCGUUGUGUCAAGUAGACCUCGCGCAGACCAUCGAGGAGUGGCGGGAGCUGCAGAGCGUGGAGGGCGAAGGCGGCCAGGACAACAAGUUGGGCGACAUAUGUUUCUCGCUCCGAUACGUGCCCACCGCUGGAAAACUGACUGUCGUCAUCCUGGAAGCUAAAAACCUUAAGAAAAUGGACGUCGGUGGCCUAUCAGAUCCGUACGUAAAAAUAGCACUCAUGCAAAACGGCAAACGUCUCAAGAAGAAGAAAACGAGUAUCAAGAAAUGCACAUUGAAUCCAUAUUACAACGAGUCAUUUACUUUUGAAGUACCAUUCGAACAAAUACAGAAGGUGAAUCUAGUUGUAACCGUGGUGGACUACGACCGCAUCGGCACCUCGGAGCCCAUCGGUAAGGUGGUGCUGGGCUACAACGCGUCGGGCACGGAGCUGCGCCACUGGUCCGACAUGCUGGCCAGCCCGCGCCGCCCCAUCGCGCAGUGGCACACGCUCAAGGACCCGGAGGACGGCGAGAAGAAGGACUAAACGAUCCACGGAGCUGAGGAGAGCGAGGAGACAACUCGGAGUUAAAGAUCGAAAUAACGCCUUGUGUAAUUUAAUUAGUCAACGCUAAUUUACGAGAUCCUAAUAUAUUCUUGCGUCAAAAUAUAUAACUUAGUUUCUGAUGUAUCCAAAUUAAAAUCAUGUCGAGAACUUUUAACUAAAGUUACAUUUUCCACUUCUCUCUAAAACAAGACGGAAGAAUAUAUUGAUUUAUUUAAUAUAUCGAUUAUAUCAAAUUCUCUUUGAUUCGAUAAUCUCAGACCUUAGUACCUACUUUCGUGUUAUUGUAGAUUUUGUCUACUACUUACUGUCUCAUGUUUUGAAUUGUGAUUUGUAAAUAUACUAUGUUUUCCACCGAUUCCAAGUAGUUCGCCUUGAUUUUUAGUUGAUCAGUUUUGAUAAAUUAGAGAAUUACGUUACUCGUCGAUUACUACGUUCGUGUUAUGUUUAAUUCAUAGAGUUGAAGCUAUGUAAAUAAGUUAAAUCCUGUUAAAUUUAUUAACAUUCUAUUUUACUACCACGUAAUUGUUAUAAUGUCUAUGAUAUCCUUCUAAUGUAAAUCGUGUUCCUCACGAGAAGAUUCGGACUUGUGUAGAUACCAACGACUUAACCGUUUCCCUUAGAGAUUUUUUUCAUUCUAUUUCCAUUAUUUCUUCUUGCGAGGAACAAUUUGGCCUAUCGACGUACUCAUUACUCUACUGAAAUCGUUUGUGUAUUCGUUCACUAGGUAGUCUCUACCGUUUCGUUCUAACUUUUCCUCAGUUCACCAUUUAACUAUAGGUUCGUUUUCUAACUUAAGCAGUUAAUCCCUUUUAGAUUCCGUACUUUCUGUAGUUUAUAUCUCGUUGCUAUGAGCGUUCGCUACAGUAUAAACUAUAAUCGUUGAAUUUGUACGGUCCACUUUAAAGAUUUGAAGUUAGGCGUUAACUCGGGCGGUCUAGAUCGACCGGUAAUUUCAGGUCUUUAGAGCCCCGACGCGUACAUAGGCUCUAGGUGUAUGGAGAUACGAUCGUAUCUAUUUUUGAUGUUAUUGUUGAAAUUUACUUUCACAAACGUACUCUGUCGAUGUAUAUCUAUAUUCGAGACAGGAAAUCGCUGACUUAUAUAACUGAAGUUAGUGACUAGUCAUAAUAUGAAGCGUUCGGUGUGAGUAUCGUGUAUGAUAACUAGGUAUCGCUUGACUGUUGUUGAUCUCAAACAUAUAUUGUGUAUAUAAAUAAUCACGUGUUAACUACCGAUCACCGUAUAGAGUAGCCGGGGUAGACGGGUAGACGGGUAGACGAGGGCUUGGUGCACCAACACGACAGUAGACUUGUGGUUCAUUCCGUAUAAUAUUAUAGGGACGUUAAGGUUUUUACUCGACUAAGAUCUUCAUCAUCAUUAAAUCGCCGUACUCGCUUCGAUUCCGUAUCAUCGAUCGACAUUUUGUUACUUAAUUUAUAGGUAAUCUGUUUUCUAUAAAGGAUGCCUAUUCUACCUAACGUACAGAUUGAACAUUGGUAGUGGUUUUGUAUAUUUCAGUUUUUAAGGAGGGCUGUGCACACAUUUAAAUAACUGUGUCGCAGCGUCUUUCGAUAUGAUAACAAUAAUAACGUUAACUUUGCAUAAUAUUGUGUACUAGUUAACUAAAAUUCUCGAUAAUAAAGUUCAAUAAUAUAGAUAAUAAUAUUUAAUUCUAUAACUUAAACUUGUAUAAUAAGAAUAAUAUUAUAUUGAUACAAGUCCCGAUCCCGACUAUUUAAACAGUCAGGGGUCGCUCAGGGGCGAGUGGUUUGACCUUAACACUAUAUCCCGCAUAGGGUUGACGUGGUAUUAUCCCAUUCUGGCGCCUUCGUUUAUUAUGCAAAGAGUCCUGUACCUACAUACGGUAGGGGUCAAAUUAUUGAUCCCACAUUAAUGCUCAAACCCAUGUUGUGUUUGCUGUUAGCGGUGGAACAUUUCGACACAUAUAUAAUAUGUAAAAAUUUUAAAUUUAGUUUAAUUUCAACACAAAAUAACUGACGAAUUUCAUAGUUACGUAAAAAAAAUAAAUUAUUUUGAUAUUUGAAAAAGCUACAGUGUUUAUUACUUAUAUGAUGAAGGAUAAGCAAUGUUAGACUAAAUGUACUAAUUUGGUAGAGAAAUUAUAGGCUUCCUUGCAUGGACUGUUGUUUGUAGGCAAAUCUUAGCUGAAAACAUACAUCAUACAUUAUUUAAGUUAUAUUUAUAAUUUAACUGACUUU